AUGGAUCCGGCAACAGUUACAAUGAUUGCAACACUGGCUUCUGAUCCCGAAGCGCAAUGCAGAGCUCUUCGGAAGAUGAAGGAAGACAAUGAGGAACUACACAAGAAAGCAAUGGACACACUUAGAAAAAGUCAAAAGGAAUAUGAGUCCAAUGCGAAGAAAAUAGAAGAUGAAGCUAACGAAAGGAUCAAGUCACAGAGAGACGAAAACCAAAAAAUUACAGAAAUGCUCAGCGCGGAGAUAAAAAAGCAAAAUAUGAAGUACAAUGAUGAAGUGGAAAAAAUGAAUAAGGAACACUCAUCUAGAAUCAAGAAUAUGAGAACGGAAACGGAAGAGAAAAGGAAACAAGCUGAGCAGGACCAUAGAUUUAAGUUGAGCAGAAUGGAAGAAGAACACAAGAAGCAGACAACUCAGGCUGAAAAAGUUUUAGCUGAAGCUAAAGAAGAAGGACGUCAGAAAGUUGUUGAAGCUGAGAAGAAAAAGGAUGGGAUAAUUCAAAAAAGGAAUGAAGAACUGCAAACUUUUUUGGAAGCAUCUGAAAAGUUGGAAGAUUCUCAUCAGGAAAACGUCAGGAAAAUAAGAACAAGAAAUUCGGCAUUCCGUCUGGAAAACAUGAAAAUACGAAAGAAUCAAUUGGAAAUUGAAAAUAAAGUGAAAAUGGACAAGAUGAAUGAAAACUACAAGGAUCUCAUGAGAGAGUUGACAAAUCAAAACGCCAAAAACGUUAUCCAAGAGUUUCAAAGAAUCAUUGAGACCGUGAUAACAGGGAGUAUAUCGUUAGGAAGUAUCCGAUGUGAUUGCUUACCCGCACAUGGAGGAGCUCCAACAAUUAUUCCUGGAAAGCUAGACGUCGAUUUCUCAAAUAUUCAAUCAGCAAUGAAUAGCUUCAGAAAUGAAAAACGUCUAUUCAGUCAGUAUGUCAUCAACACCAAUCGUACCGAGCGGAGAUUGUUGGAAGCUUGUGCAGAGCUCAUACGAGAUAUGGAUGCACUGAUGACUUCUCAAGAUUUAUCUGAAAUGUGCUCUCAACUUCCACUGAGACUUUCAAAAGAAAGCCCCAACACAGAGGAUUUAAGAAUAAUUGAAUUCUACGGGGAGAGAUCGACAACGUUACACCAACUUUUUUUGGAACUGUGCGUCAAGUUGGAUGAUAGCACUAGAAACAUGCAAAUCGAACAUUUGCCCAGUGCAGAGGGUCGUUCGCUGCAAGCAAUUAAUCAGUAA
Molecule: messenger RNA, 1224 nt
Organism: Caenorhabditis briggsae
Lineage: Eukaryota; Metazoa; Nematoda; Chromadorea; Rhabditida; Rhabditidae
Exons: 8
Coding region: 1-1224 (407 amino acids)
Source: RefSeq, a predicted model, not a curated record